Pyricularia oryzae 70-15 is the source of this 1821-nucleotide messenger RNA. RefSeq lists its product as uncharacterized. The record is from RefSeq and is a predicted model, not a curated record. NCBI's taxonomy places the organism in Eukaryota, Fungi, Ascomycota, Sordariomycetes, Magnaporthales, Pyriculariaceae. Bases 1 to 1821 code for a protein of 606 amino acids. Gene Ontology annotation, cellular component: extracellular region. The transcript is spliced from 3 exons.
AUGGUUCGCAUCGCUGCUGUCGCUGCCUUUUACUCCGCCUUGGCUGGCGUGAGUAGGGCGGCCGUUUUCGAAAAGGCCGACUACGACUCGGGCGCCGUCCACCACCGCAUCAUGGAGAUGAAGGUCAAGCAGUGGGACGCCCAGAUCGCUUCGGGCCAGAUGAACAGCUUCCAGUACCCCGAGCUGGGCUACACCAAGUGCGAGAACGGCUUUGCUGCCGCCAUCCCCGGUGACUUUAACAGCACCUUCAGGUGUAACAACAUUGAUCUCUACCACUUCCUGUCGCACGCCGACUUGGGCAGCAAGGAGGGUCAAGGCUCGUCGUCCUGGGGCUGGACUUCGGCCGACGGACGCGAGUUCGUCGCCAUUGGUCAGUUCGACGGAACCGCCUUUGCCGAGAUCACCAGCGAGGGCAAGCUCUCAUACCUGGGCCGCCUUCCCCAGUUCGACUCCAUCGGCUCGCGCUGGAGGGAGAUUCGUGUGGUUAAGGACAUCAUGGUUGUUGGUUCAGAGGCCAUCGAACACGGUAUUCAGUUCUUUGACAUGAAGAAGCUGCUCGACCUCGACCCCGCUAGCCCCAAGACCUUCACCCAGGAGGAGCUCACCGGUCACUGGGACGAACUCCCGGUCGGUCGCACUCACAACGUCGUUGUCAACGAGGAGCUUGGCUAUGCCAUCGCCUGUGGCUCCGUCGGUGGCAACGAGACCAUUCGUGUUCGCCCCAACGACCUGCCUUGCAAGGGCGGUCUGAUCUACCUCGACAUCAGCGACCCCACUAAGCCAUUCAGCCCCGGCUGUGCUGCCGGUGAUGGAUACGUCCACGAUGCGGAAUGCUUGGUCUACCGUGGCCCUGACAAGCGCUACGAGGGCCGUGACAUCUGCUACGGCUACAACGAGGACACCCUCACCAUCUACGACGUGACUGACAAGAACGGCAACGUCACCAACAUCAUCUCGAUCGUCAGCUUCCCUGGCGCCGAGUACAUCCACCAGGGUGCUGUCCUGGACAAGAUGAACCAGGAGUACCUGCUCCUUGACGACGAGUUUGAUGAGCGUGACGCCGACGUCGGCCCGAUGACGCGCGGUCUGCCCACCACUCACAUCUUUGACAUCCGCGACCUCGAGAACCCCGUCUACACUGGCAACUUUGCCCACCGCACCCGCGGUAUCGACCACAACCAGUACGUCUUUGACGGCUUCGUCUACCAGUCCAACUACGGCAACGGCCUCAACGUCUGGGACGUAAGCUCCAUCCCCUCGGACCCCACCGGCGGAAGCGUCUGCGAGGCCGGCUUCAUCGACAUCUACCCCGAGGACGACGAGAACGAGGGCUCCGGCUCCGUCGCCUUCCUGGGUUCGUGGUCGCACUACGCCGGCUUCAAGUCGGGCUUCAUCUUUGUGCACACCAUCGAGCGCGGCUCCUUCGUGGUCAAGAUGACGGACAAGGCCUGCCCCAAGCCCAAGACCUGCAGCGCCGACAACUGCAUGCGCGCCCUCCGCGCCUCGCACAUCCCCGGCCGCCUCGAGGCCAGCACCGACUUUUGCCACGACUUCCUGACCCGCCAGUACAUGGACACCGCCGGCGUCCCCAGCUACGCCGUCGACGCCUGCGGUGGCGCUGCUGCUGCUCCCCCGCCCCCGGUCGAGGACGACGACGACACCUGCCCUGACGACAACGCCCCGCCCGCCCCCACGCAGGCCCCCGUCGUCGUCUCGAGGGUCAGCAGCGCCUGCGCCUGCAUCCCCACCAAGCCCGUGCCGGAGCUGCCCAGGACCACCAGCAGGCCGCCUGUGCCUACCGUCCUCCCUGACAGGCGUUAA